Molecule: messenger RNA, 2575 nt
Organism: Melanotaenia boesemani (Boeseman's rainbowfish)
Lineage: Eukaryota; Metazoa; Chordata; Actinopteri; Atheriniformes; Melanotaeniidae
Product: beta-1,3-galactosyl-O-glycosyl-glycoprotein beta-1,6-N-acetylglucosaminyltransferase 3-like
Exons: 1
Coding region: 45-1331 (428 amino acids)
Cellular component (GO): membrane
Molecular function (GO): acetylglucosaminyltransferase activity
Source: RefSeq, a predicted model, not a curated record
GUCAAGACCUGGUGGCCUGCGUUGUUCUCUCCUCAGACUGGAAAAUGGCUUCUUCAAUGUUCAUCUUGAGGCAGAUGUUGGUGAUGACCAUCUUUCUCAUCCUAGCACUGUGCUUGUCUUUUGUUUUUUGGGAAACUAUUUCGAAAAGAAAAUCAUUCUCAGAUCUCACAAUACCGAAGCAGUUUUGGACUGACCUGCCUGGCUGUUUGGCUGUCAUCAGUGGAGAUGUACAUGACAAGAAAACUGAAUUGAAAAUGCUUCUUGGAUCCAGGAGGAAGCAAACAAUUUUAUCUGAGGAAUUCUACAUUAAUGCAACAAAGGACUGUCCGGCUUACAUUAAAGAGAGAAGUUUUAUUUCAAAGCCUCUUAGUGAGGAGGAAAAUAAUUUUCCUAUUGCCUACUCCAUGGUCAUCCAUGAGAAGAUUGAGAUGUUUGAGCGACUCCUACGAGCUGUUUAUGCUCCACAGAAUAUCUACUGCAUACAUGUGGACCAAAAAUCCUCUCCAGAAUUUCAGAAGGCUGUGAAGGGAAUUAUUUCUUGCUUUCCCAAUGUUUUCAUAGCUAGUAAACUAGAAAGAGUUGUAUAUGCCUCGUGGUCCCGAGUACAGGCAGAUCUGAACUGCAUGAAAGACCUGCUGAACUCUCAUGUCGACUGGAAGUACCUGCUCAAUACCUGUGGGACAGACUUCCCCAUCAAAACAAACAGAGAGAUGGUGACGGCACUGAAAGCUCUCAUCGGGAGAAACAGCAUGGAAACUGAAGCCACCAACGACUACAAGAAAACCAGAUGGCAGUAUCAUUACAAUGUUACAGACAAUAUCAUCCAGACAGGUAUCAUGAAGACGCCUCCACCUAUUAGCAGCCCCAUGUUCUCGGGAAAUGCCUACUUUGUGGUCACAAGAGCAUUUGUGGAGCAUGUGAUGAAAAACGAAGACAUUCAGAAUUUCAUGGAGUGGGAGAAGGACACGUACAGCCCUGAUGAGCACAUGUGGGCUACUUUACAGAGGAUGCCCUCUGUUCCUGGGUCAUUGCCUGCUAAUGAUAAGUAUGAUGUGUCAGACAUGCAGUCUUUUGCUCGCGUGGUAAAGUGGUCUUAUUUAGAGGGCAAUGUGCGCAAAGGAGCCCCGUACAACCCGUGCACAGGGCAACACAGAAGGGCCGUCUGUGUGUACGGGGCUGGUGACCUACCAUGGCUCCUAGAACAACACCAACUCUUUGCAAACAAGUUUGAUCCUGAAAUUGAUGAUGUUGCAAUCAGGUGUUUGGAGGCAGUUCUGCAUUUUAAAGCUUUAGGCCAUGAACCACUGUCAAAAUAUUUAAAUACCUUGUAAAACUUGAAAUGCUUUGAAGCUGAAAUAUAUUAACUGCUACUUCAACCCAGGUGAAUAUUUUGGAAACCAAUUUAUUUAUAAUAAUCCCCUGAAAUGUCUCAACAAUAUUGUCAAUAUUUUAAUUUCUUUUACAAUUACUUUGGAGUCUUAAUGGAAGAAAUGUAGCUCAUUGUAAUGAAGUGACUUGCAAUGUGAAAGAUGUACUUGUUUAUACUAAAGUCAGUGCUACUUUAUCACUGUAGCACAAACAAAAAGAAAUAAAAACAUGCAAACAGUGUGGAUACACGGCUUUACUUGGAAUGACAGGACCUACAUCUUUGUUUUAGAAUGCUUUCAAGAAUGAUGAGCAGCCAUCAGUCGAAGGGCAAAUUCAAGUGAGGGACAACAAAAUAAAGCUUAUAAAGAAUGAAAACAAUUUUAGCCAACAUCAAACUUACUUUUUUCCCUUUUUUCCGCAAACACCUCUUACAAUGUAAUGUAGGCUGGCUUUCAGUUAAGCCGUACUUGUUACCAUAACUUCUGAAAUUUCUUGGUUGAUAUGAAUAACACUACCAGCAUUAUAAUUAUUAUAAUAUUGUUUCUUUUCAGUGCAGAAGUCCACAAAACUAUCUGUACAGUCUGCCGUCAAAAUCCUCCCAUCGCCUGCUGCACACACUAAGAGCGGUAUUUUGUAAUUUGUGCUGGAAUAACCACCAAUUUCCUGAAGCGAUUUGUUUUACAUCUGCCUGAUUUGAUUUUAUUUGAUUUGAUAUUAAUUUAUUAACAGAUAUUCUCAGAUCCCCAUUUUUAUAACACACUGAGCCCAUUUACAUGACCAUCAAAAUCAGAUAUCUGGGAGUUAUUAUAUAAUUGUAGUAAUCUGGUAUAACGUGUCUACAUGCACUUCUGAAAUACGAUAUUUGAAAGAUCAUUGUCUACAUUUACCAGUUAAUAAUUAUUAACUUUGGUGUCCAGUGUUGAAGUCAGUUAGAUUCAGACAGACCAGAAUGUACAGAAACUGAAUGUAUUUUUGAUGUUCAGUAUCAGGACUGACAGAGAAUUCAAAGUAGCUUAGUUAAUGUUUACAGGAGCAUGUAGUGGCUCUUUGAUUUAGUGUCCUUUUAAGUUGAAUUGUAUAUUUUUCUUCUACAAAGUGCAUGUUUCUAUUUAGUACACAUCAUUAGAUAAGUAUGUGAUCAGUAACCAACUACAUUUAUUUGUGCAAAUGUAUAUAUAUAUAUUCCUUUUUUUUUUUUUACUAUGAA